Molecule: messenger RNA, 1838 nt
Organism: Durio zibethinus
Lineage: Eukaryota; Viridiplantae; Streptophyta; Magnoliopsida; Malvales; Malvaceae
Product: beta-glucuronosyltransferase GlcAT14B-like
Cellular component (GO): membrane
Molecular function (GO): glucuronosyltransferase activity
Source: RefSeq, a predicted model, not a curated record
GGUCCUUUGUAAUAAGUCCUAAAUUCCCCCUCUUUCACGGCGAAAUACUUUCCUUCACCGUAUCUAGAAAGGGCCAAAGGAAAGGAAACCUCUCUUAAAUUUAACUCCCAAAGCAGCAAAUUUAAGUAUCACAGAUCAGUUCUCACAAUUUCUCUUAUAUUCUUUCCUUCAAUCCAAACAAGAGAGGAAAGAAAGAAGAAAUGAAGAGAUUAAGAACUUAUUACAUGCAAUUUCGUCACAACAAUAAUCAAGCAAUGGAGCGUAAAUGGAUCUUCCCCUUAGCCGUCGGUUCCAUUGUUUCCUUAUUUUUACUCUUCUUAACAACCUUAAGCUCUUUUGAUGGCUCCCCAUUUCUUUUCUUCUCCCGUUCCUCCGUCGUAAUCGGCAGUUCCUCCCCUUUCGUGGAGGACCAACUGAAACCCAUUUCUAUUUCCACACUCCCUCCACCUCCCCGCUUCGCCUACCUCAUUUCAGGCUCUGCUGGCGAUGGUCGGAUGCUGAAAAGGACCCUUUUAGCCCUAUACCAUCCCUUGAAUCAGUACGUAGUUCAUCUUGACAGGGAAGCUAGCUCUGAAGAGAGGCUUGAACUGGAGAAGUUUGUGAAAGAUCAUCAAGUAUUUGACAAAGUUGGGAAUGUUAGGAUGAUUGUGAAAGCUAAUUUGGUUACUUAUAGAGGUCCUACUAUGGUUGCUAAUACGCUUCAUGCUGCUGCAAUUUUGUUGAAAGAAGGUGGAGACUGGGAUUGGUUUAUUAAUCUUAGUGCUUCUGAUUAUCCCCUUGUUACUCAAGAUGAUCUGUUGCACACAUUUUCAUACUUGCCAAGGGAUCUGAAUUUCAUUGAUCACACAAGCAAUAUUGGAUGGAAAGAGUUUCAGAGGGCUAAACCAAUUAUUAUAGAUCCAGGGUUGUAUAGUAUGAAAAAAGCUGAUGUGUUUUGGGUUACUCAGAGGAGAAGCGUGCCUACUGCAUUCAAACUCUUUACAGGUUCUGCUUGGAUGGCACUUACUCGCCCUUUUAUCGAUUAUUGCAUUUGGGGAUGGGACAACCUACCUCGAAUAGUCCUCAUGUACUAUGCUAACUUUUUAUCCUCUCCAGAAGGUUACUUCCACACUGUCAUUUGUAAUGCUCAAGAGUUCCGUAACACUACAGUAAACAGUGAUCUCCAUUUUAUAUCAUGGGAUAACCCUCCUAAGCAGCAUCCUCAUCACCUAAGGCUUGCUGACAUGCAAUGGAUGAUUGACAGCAAUGCACCUUUUGCAAGAAAGUUCCCUCGCGAUGACCCAGUGCUUGACAAAAUCGACUCUGAGCUCUUGUCUCGGGGUCCAGACAUGAUUACUCCUGGUGGUUGGUGUGUAGGAAGUUGGAAAAAUGGGACUGAUCCUUGUUCUGUUAUUGGUAAUACAACAGUCAUCAGGCCUGGCCCCGGAGCGAAAAGGUUGGAAACUUUGAUCAGCUUUCUUCUAUCCAACGACAAUUUUAGACCGCAGCAAUGCAAAUAGUACUAAUGGAAACUUCCUAAGGGAGGCACUCAUGACAAAUGGGGUUGGUUUAUAAAUAUAUUGGAAGAUGUAAACGAUGCAAUCCAGUAUUCAGUGUUCCUUCUGGAAAGGGUUGAAAAGUAUGAUAGAAGAAGCAUACAUGAUCUCUCUGGUAUAUAUAGUACCAUGAUUAAGAUGGAAUAACUGAUGGAUAUCAAUUAUAGAGCUGUGAUCAGAUAUGGAUUUACAAUGCUGGAAAUGGGGGCAACACUGAAAUCUUGAUUUUUUUUUUUUUUUUUGGUAGUGUUAUGUAACCAUCACAAAUUGAAGGAAAGUUUAAUUUUACUCCCAUUUAAAUUU